ACGAAAGCACGAAGACCAGAAUAGGCCAAGCAUCGUUCAAUAGAAAGACGACAUGAGCUUUUCUCCCAUUGCAUGUGAGAGUUGUCGCUCGAAAAAGAGAAAGUGUGAUCGCAAGAUUCCGACAUGUUCGCAAUGCACGCAUUCAAGUCUCGCGUGUACAUAUCCUGGAACAAGCAAGAGAGGUCUUCCUUCAGGUUACAUCGCCAAAAUUGAAGAAAGGCUAGCACACACAGAAGCAGCAUUACUUCAAGCCCUCUCAACAAUCCAUGCCUCGGAAGCACGAGCAAUAGAGAAUGUUCUUCCAGCCGGUCCAACAUCAGAAACGGUGGAACGACAACAACUCGAGUUCAACGAGAUACGCAUUGCCAAGGUGGAAGAAUGGCAAAGAUAUCCAUUGGACAGCGAACAACAGCAGAGAGAAUGGAUGCGUCAUAAAAUCAGCACUGGCGAUUUGCAAGCAGAAGUUCGAGCAGAAGUUCAAGCGACAGCACAUCAAGCUGAUGAGCCAGAGCCAUUGCACCAACACAGCAAUCAAGAAGUAGUGUCGACAAGGAAACGACAACGGACCAUAAUAUCGGAUCAGCAGCAACCAGAUACGGCAGCAUCUCCAGAGGCAUCAGAGAGAACGCGAGGUCCGGAGUCGCUUGCCGGAUGGACAGCGAAUACAUUCGUACAAGACUCCUACAAUAACCAACCGAAAACGCAGUCGCCAGCACCAGUCCUCCCACCAACUUCAAAUCCCUCAACCUCCGACCCCACCAGCAUCCAUGACCCCCAGCCGCCCAGCAAAGCAAAACGCCUCAGCAUUCUCCACUCACGAAAAUACUUCUAGAGCGCCCAGAAACUCAUCAGCCGAGUCUAUACAACCUUCACAACCUUUACCCGUAUAGAAGCGUAUACGAGAGCCCAGAGGACAAUUAUCCGAACAAAUGACGGUGUUUCACACCGUCGGCGUCUGUGCUGGUGUAGAUCAAUUAGGGCUCGGUCCGCGUCGUGGGGAAGAAUUCGCGGGGCCCCUCGGUUUUCUGCCUUUGGUGUUUCAUCCAUGGAUCGCGUAUUUGGACCAUUACAAGAGUGUAUGUUGAUGCGCAUAGGGAGGGAAGGAGAGGUAUAUAAACUGCAUCAUACCCCAGUCGCAAAUCCUCCGAUCAUCCUUUCACAUCGUUUAGAGCAAUGCAUUUUCUCACUUCCAUCACUAGGCUAAGUGCCAUUGCCGCCAUCACUGUUUCUAGUGUAACCGCUGCUCCUGCAUCUACUUCGCUUCAAACUAGAGCAGACAGUUAUGUCGGAUACCUUGUUUCCAC
Molecule: messenger RNA, 1304 nt
Organism: Aureobasidium pullulans EXF-150
Lineage: Eukaryota; Fungi; Ascomycota; Dothideomycetes; Dothideales; Saccotheciaceae
Exons: 4
Coding region: 53-832 (259 amino acids)
Biological process (GO): regulation of DNA-templated transcription
Molecular function (GO): zinc ion binding; DNA-binding transcription factor activity, RNA polymerase II-specific
Source: RefSeq, a predicted model, not a curated record